Molecule: messenger RNA, 1932 nt
Organism: Doryrhamphus excisus (bluestripe pipefish)
Lineage: Eukaryota; Metazoa; Chordata; Actinopteri; Syngnathiformes; Syngnathidae
Source: RefSeq, a predicted model, not a curated record
AGAGAAGACAGCAAAGUGUGCGUGGGCUUUCUCCACAGACUAUAUGGAAAUGUGGCGUCUACCCAUAAGGAGCUCACUCCUGCUCUGGUGGAGGAAAAGCUGUUCCAGGCCUGUUCUGUUGCCCAGGGGAAGGAGGCAAGGCUGUGUUACUACCUAGGAGCGAGCAGUGAUGCAGCCACCCGUGUCACAGCAUCCGUGUCCCAGCUUCUUGCCUCCCACAUCCCUGUUGACAAGAUAUGCCAGCGUCUCGGCAGCAGGGACAUGCAGAUCUGUCAGCUCAAAUAUGAGCCUGAGCCGAGACAGUUGAGCAGUGAAGGCCUGAAAAAGAUGAAGGUGUUGCAGCUGAGGAAUAUUUUAGCAUCCUGGGGAGAAGAGUGUCGAGGGUGCUUGGAGAAACAUGAGUUUGUCAGCCUCAUCCUGGAAAAAGCACCACUUCAGAAAGCGGAGCUGUGAACAAAAUCGAUACACCAAUGCAGAUCAGGGUCAAAAGGACUACAGUGGUAUGAAAAAGUCUCUGAACCUUUUGGAAUUUCUCACAUUUCUGCAUAAAAUCACCAUCAAAUGUGAUCUGAUCUUUGUCAAAAUCACACAGAUGAAAAAACAGUGUCUGCUUUAACUAAAACCACCCAAACAUUUAUAGGUUUUCAUAUUUUAAUGAGGAUAGCAUGCAAACAAUGACAGAAGGGGGAGGAAUAAAUAACUGAACCAUCACAUUUAAUAUUUUGUGCCCCCCCCCUCCCCCUUUGGCAGCAAUAACUUCAACCAGACGCUUCCUGUAGCUGCAGAUCAGUCUGGCACAUCGAUCAGGACUAAUCUUGGCCCAUUCUUCUUUACAAAACUGCUAUAGUUCAGUCAGAUUCCAGGGAUGUCUGGCAUGAAUCGCUGUCUUGAGGUCAUGCCACAGCAUCUCAAUGGGGUUCAAGUCUGGACUUUGACUUGGCCACUCCAGAACGUGUAUUUUGUUCUUCUGAAACCAUUCUGAAGUUGAUUUACUUCUGUGUUUUGGAUCAUUGUCUUGUUGCAGCAUCCAUCCUCUUUUUAGCUUCAACUGUCUGACAGACGGCCUCAGGUUUUCCUGCAAAACAUCCUGAUAAACUUUUGAAUUCAUUUUUCCAUGAAUGAUUGCAAGUUGUCCAGGCCCUGAGGCAGCAAAACAGCCCCAAACCAUGAUGCAUCCUCCACCAUGCUUCACGGUGGGGAUGAGGUGUUGAUGUUGGUGAGCUGUUCCAUUUUUCCUCCACACAUGACGUUGUGUGUUCCUCCCAAACAAUUCAACUUUGGUUUCAUCAGUCCACAAAAUAUUUGGCCAAAACUUCUGUGGAGUGUCCAAGUGCCUUUUUGCGAACAUUAAACAAGCAACAAUGUUUUUUUUAAGACAGCAGUGGCUUCCUCCGUGGAGUCCUCCCAUGAACACCAUUCUUGGCCAUUGUUUUACAUACUAUAGUUGAUGUGUGCACAGAGAUAUUGGACUGUGCCAGUGAUUUCUGUAAGUCUUUAGCAGACACUCUAGGGUUCUUUUUUACCUGAGUAUUCUGCGCUGAGCUUUUGGCAUCAUCUUUGGUGGACGGCCACUCCUUGGGAGAGAAUUAACAGUGCCAAACUCUCACCAUUUGUAGACAUCUUCUCUGACUGUCCAUUGAUGAACAUCCAGACUUUUAGAGAUGAUUUUGUAUCCUUUCCCAGCUUUAUGCAAAUCAAUAAUUCUUGAUCGCAGGUCUUCAGACAGCUCUUUUGAGCGAACCGUGGUGCACAUCAGACAAUGCUUCUCAUCAAGACAAUUCAAUUUAAGCCACUCAUCAGUGAUUGGGCACACACCUGACUUAAAUAGUUUGGUAAAAAUUGGUUUCAAUUGUCUCCUUUGGUAGAGGGUUCAGUUACUUAUUCCUCCCCCUUCUGUCAUUUUUUGCAUGCUAUCCUCAUUAAAAUAUGAAA